Messenger RNA from Myripristis murdjan (pinecone soldierfish), 1755 nucleotides. RefSeq names its product phospholipase A and acyltransferase 1-like (gene plaat1l). Gene Ontology annotation, cellular component: cytoplasm. The record is from RefSeq and is a predicted model, not a curated record. Gene Ontology annotation, biological process: N-acylphosphatidylethanolamine metabolic process. Bases 156 to 614 code for a protein of 152 amino acids. NCBI's taxonomy places the organism in Eukaryota, Metazoa, Chordata, Actinopteri, Holocentriformes, Holocentridae. Gene Ontology annotation, molecular function: glycerophospholipid phospholipase A1 activity; A2-type glycerophospholipase activity. The transcript has 5 exons.
ACAAUGGGGGUCGGUGUACUGUGACUGUCAGUAUCACAGUAUCAACACACCCUGUAUGUAAAGCAGAUAAGGUGUGUCUGUGUGUGUGUGUGUGAUGUCUGAGCGCAGUGUAAUCCGAGCUGAGAAGGAGCUGAAGGCAGCGACUUGAGAUACUCAUGGGCCUUAAAUACUCCCGUCCCAAGUUGUUCCCUGGCGACAUCUUGGAGUAUCCCAGGAACAAGUACUUUUCCCAUUUUGGGAUUUACUAUGGAGAGAGGGACGGCGUUCCUUACGUGGCUCACCUGACGAGCAGAGAUUCAGAGUCCAAGCUCGUGCUCUUCGGUCGAGCUCUGAGGUCAGAGGUCAAGCUGGACCCGGUGGAGCUGGUGGGCACAAAAUACAAGGUGAACAACAUGCUGGACGGGUCGUUCCCGGCCAGAGAUUUCCCCAGCCUGGUGAAGCCGGCCAUAGACGACAUGCUGGGCCGCGAGGUCACCUUCGACAUCCUGUUCCACAACAGCGAGCACCAGGCCACGCUGUUCAGAUAUGGAGUCAAGAAGUCCGAGCAGAUAGAGAAGGUGUACGAGCACAUCAUGCCGGCGUGGAAGAAGCCGUUUGAGAAAAGGCAGCUGUGAAACUGCCUGACCUUUGAGGCGUCUAACGCUCCAUGUGCCGGGUUUCCCCUCUGUUCCCUUCCCGACCACCAGAGGGCGGCAUCGUUCUCCUGAUCUGUCCCACACAAAGUCAGCGUCGUGAGUUUUUGUACAUAUGAGGAAGUUCAGUCGUUGUUAAGCGCUUAUAUUUCAAAGAAGUAAGAACUGAAAAAACUGCCUUGAUUUCUAAUGGACAAGAGUUUGUAUUUAUGAAAUGAUACAGUGGAUUUUAAGAGAGUUUCAGGCACUCUGUUGGUUCAUGUGUACUCAGCACGCCACUUACAAUUUCAUUUACACACAAAAUAAUAAUAAUAAGAAUUUUUAAAAAAUCUGUAAAAUUGUACAUCACUUUUCAUCUGUAGUAUUCCGUUUUUAAUGAAACUACAAAUCACUGGCAGUACAUGCUAAAUUAUCUUCAAAAAAUGAUGCAGGGCAGUUAUUCUGGGGCUGCGUGCUUCCCAGAAGAACCAUUUUCUACUAAAGAACCAUGUGAUUAUUUUUUAAAGGGUUCUUCACUGAACCAGCUGGCCACACCAAAAGUCUGAACUUUGAAAAAGCUAUCUAGAGAAUGUUUUUUUUUUUUUUUUUUUUUUUUUUUUUUUAAGUUCUUAGAAGAACAAUUUCUGGUUCCUCAAAGAACUUUUUUUUAAGCAUCUUGUAGCAUUCUUUGAGGAACCAUUGAGAGAAAAAGGUUCUUUAAAGAAUCAUGGUCAAAAUCAAAGGUACAUUGUGGAAUCAGAAAAUAUUUUUGGUUCCAGUUGGCACCUUUAUUUUAUUUUUUUUUUUGUUUACCGUACCUUUUCUCUUCUGGUUUCUUUCAUGAAACCACAGCUUGUUCCUCAAAGAGUCGUCCUUUGAACCAUGUAAAGAAACGGUUACUGUGUGAAGGCUUCUUUGUGGAAGUAGAACAGGUUCUCUUAAGACAUCACUCCUGGAACCAUCUCCACUCCCAGCACCUUUAUUUUUCUACGUGUAUGUGUGUGAGUAAGCUUGUGUCAUUUACAGAAUUUCUUUUGGUGCUAUGACAAAUGUCAGAAAUGUCCCAAAUGGGCAGAAUAAUAAUUAUUAUAAUAAUAAAAAAGCCACUGUUAGUCAGCCACUGUCUGAUUUGCUUACAUCCUCC